AUGUCAAGCGCCCUUGCUGAUGCCAAUCUCUGUAUUAGAGGCUAUCCGGCUCAUAAGUGUCUCUUGCCUGGCGAAGCUCACAAUGAAAACUCGAAGAACAAGGGCAUCGGCGCGCUGACUCAGAAGGAAAUUGUAACGCUGAUAGAUGCGUUGAAGGGAGGAACCAUGCAAGUCUUCAAAGUUGACAAGGCACACCGAGGUGAGUUUUGUUUACCUUUUAAUAUGCACUUUUGGGUUUUAACCUCAUGUGUAGCAGCUGUGAUGGCCUCCGAGAGGCCAGUCAUUACAGGCAUCGCACCGCCACCCGAGUGGCCUCAUGAGGGUGCUCGACGACUAUUUGCUAAUGGUGAUACCGACUACCAUGGCCCAGUUCGUCUCCAGCCCAGCAGUGCAGCUACAAAGGUUAAGAAAGAAAAAAGCGCCUCAGGCCCCUCUCCCACCCUCCGAUAA
Suillus subalutaceus is the source of this 450-nucleotide messenger RNA. RefSeq lists its product as uncharacterized. The coding region runs from base 1 to 450 and encodes 149 amino acids. NCBI's taxonomy places the organism in Eukaryota, Fungi, Basidiomycota, Agaricomycetes, Boletales, Suillaceae. The record is from RefSeq and is a predicted model, not a curated record. The transcript has a single exon.